This is a messenger RNA of Solanum stenotomum, 1155 nucleotides long. RefSeq lists its product as uncharacterized. The transcript is spliced from 5 exons. Bases 1 to 1155 code for a protein of 384 amino acids. The record is from RefSeq and is a predicted model, not a curated record. Lineage: Eukaryota; Viridiplantae; Streptophyta; Magnoliopsida; Solanales; Solanaceae.
AUGACUAGACGAAGGGAACAUGCAAGAACAAAUAGGGAAGAAAAUGCAAAUCAAGAAGCUCCUCCUCAAGAUCCUCAAGUUUCGGUCGAUCCUUUGACUGGGCAAGUCACUAAUGCAAAGUUUAGGGGUAUGUUUCAGGUGCUAGUUCAAGUCGUGACAGCCCAAGCUAGUAGGGAGGUUGUGGCUCCUCUGUACCCAAAUUUGGGUACAACGACAACUAUAGUGAGAGACUUCACUAGAUUGAAUCCUCUGGAGUGUCAUGGUUUUAAGUUCACACAAUUAUCUCGAUAUGCCCCUACUAUGAUUGCCGAUCCUAGGGCAAGGAUUAAUAAGUUUGUUUCAGGUGUUUCCGGGAUGGGAUUUAAGGAAUGUAGUACCGCUAUGCUUAUCAAUGAUAGGGACAUUUCUCGUCUCAUGGUCCACACUCAAAAAAUUGAAGAGGAGAAACUUAAGGAAACGUCUAGGGAGGUAAAAAUGGCUAGGACUGGUGAUGGUUCCGAUAACGGGUUUCCAGAGAAGGUUCAUCCAAUGCUCCUGCCAAGUUUAACAAGGAUAGGCGGAAAACUUAAGGAAGGGUCUAGGGAGGGAAAGAGGGCUAAUACCGGUGAUGGUAACUUCUCACACUCAAGGUCAAGUGGACAUGGUCGUUCUAUGUUCCGACAAAGGUUUUGCGGCCAAGGUUCAUCUAAUGCUCCUACUAAGUUAAACAAAAAUAGGGUUUCUAACCAUAAGCCUCAUAGAGGAAACGGUAGUGGAUCUUCAUUGCCUACUUCUGGUAAGUGUCGAAAGAAGCAUGAGGGUAUAUGUCUAGCGGGUUCUAAUGCUUAUUUUUUUGUGAUUGGUCAUAAGAAAAAAGGUUCACCCGAUGUGGUUACUAGUAUGUUGAAAGUCUUCCAGCUUGAUGUGAAUGCUUUACUCGACACUGUUGCUACCUUGUCUUUUGUGACACCAUAUGUGGCUAUGAUGUUUGAUAUUCUUCUGGAUGUUUUGUUAGAUCCAUUUUAUGUGUCUACUCCUGUUGGUGAUUCUAUUAUGGCUAAGAGGGUCUAUAGAAUGUGUCUCAUAUCCUUGUCCCAUAUGCUUGAUUUUGAUGUUAUCCUUGUUAUGGAUUGGUUGCAUCCAUAUAUGCUUCUAUUGAUAGAAGAACUGGUGUAG